This is a messenger RNA of Haliotis rufescens (red abalone), 2079 nucleotides long. RefSeq lists its product as uncharacterized. The transcript has 4 exons. Gene Ontology annotation, biological process: immune response. The record is from RefSeq and is a predicted model, not a curated record. Gene Ontology annotation, cellular component: membrane. Gene Ontology annotation, molecular function: tumor necrosis factor receptor binding. Bases 229 to 1257 code for a protein of 342 amino acids. Lineage: Eukaryota; Metazoa; Mollusca; Gastropoda; Lepetellida; Haliotidae.
AAGACGGAAACUGAAAGUAACCCGCGUUAAUACUGACACGGCGUCAGCAGCCUGGAAUGUGUCCUGGCGUAGCGACAUGGAACACACCUCGGAGAGUUAGGGCUGUAUCAAGUGUAUAUUAUCUGAUGAGUAGGUGUACUUACAGCCACAUUGGUUACGGUGAAGCACACAGUACGAAGAAAUAGUUCCUAGAAUAUUAGUGUGGUGUACACGUGUUUGUAUCCCGCUAUGUCGGAUAUACCCGAGGGGGAGAACAACCUCCCCGAUGUGGACUCCGACUCCGACUCUCACAGUAACACAUAUGAGUCAUUACUGCCGACCGUCUCCAGUCGUUCAGGCCUGCUGCAACCGUCAGACAUCACCAGCACAGCACAAGCCUACCUGCUUACCCGCGGAUUCCCCAUUACAAUGAUGGACAGGCAACACAGUCGUACACGACAUCACCCUCACAGACACAGCAGGAGGAGUUCUCAUUCCUCCAACAACAUCGUUGAACUCAAACAAUUUUACAAAAACGUCAAGACGUGUUUCUUUGGUUUGUUUAUGUGCAAUGUACUCGUUGUUAUUAUUCUGUUCUUGACACAUCCAAAGUUUGGUGUAGUCCUCUCGGGCAGCGAUGACGACUUUGAGACCGAUGGACAACCUAACACGUUCCAUCUCUGCGUGAAAAAUUGUGGAACUUUGUUAGCUAAAAUAGGUCCGGAGCUUAGUUACGACAUCAAGUCUCAUGAAAGCCCUGGGUCCUGCUGCUUCAGACGCAUCGAUCAACUGUUGGAUCUGGUAGACAAAUACACCAAGGAAUUUAUCAAGCAAGAAGAAGAUAAACAACAGGUGAAAACGCCCAGGAACAUCAACCCUACUUGUCACGUACAGGAUCCGGUGAUUGCACAUACUAGUACAUCUGACACUGAGUGCUCUUCCGGUACAUUGGCGUGGGUGACUCGGGGAAUCGGCAUCACUGUGCAGGGGGUUCGGCUGGACAGGACCGGGUACCUGGCGGUCACCACGGGAGGCUACUACUACAUUUACAGCCACCUCAAGUUCAAAGGGAACACCACAUAUAUACAUCAGAUCAGGAACAACAACAAGAAGCUGUACAAGGAGACGGGGGAGACGGGCAAUCAAGAUUCAUACUCCAUCUUGCAGGGCAUAGUUCACCUCACAAAUGGAUCAAACCUCUCCGUGUAUGUGAAAUCAUGUGCCGACCUGGCCAAGACGACGAAUAAUCAGAUUGGUUUAUAUAAACUAAAUGCCUGACGUGUGUUUUUGUGUAUUGACUCGUCCGGGAUCUGAGAGUUAAUUUCCACAUGCAUUCGAUGCAAGCAGCUUCACUGUGUAUCAUUGUGUUUUCAUUACAAACAUCUGAACACGGCAUGGACAAUGCAAGCCAAAGCUCGUAAAGGUUAUUGUGUCGGAAAUACUUUUAUGUUCAGUUACAACGUAUACAACAAAUCAGGAAGUACAGAGUAUAGUAGAGACAGAAUGAGAUCACAUACUCUGCCUUGCUUUUAACUCUUACCCAAUGCAAAACACGCCACAGCUCGUAUGAACAACACAAGGCGUGUCUUCAGGCACACAUAAGUAUGGUGGCCGAGAGGGGACAUCGCUUUCUCGCUCUAUCGCUUUCUCGCUUUCUCGCUCUAUCGCUCUAUCGCAGGGGCGGGGGCGGGUUUUAAUGUUGGUUUUAAUCAUAAAAGAGAGCUGAGAUUUUUCCAAGUCGCAUUUCAAAUUAUACAUAUGGGCGGAAUGUUGAAAUUUUCUCACUAUCUACUUAAAUAUAAUUUAACAGUACAGACAUGUGCUUUUAUAACAAUCCACGUAUUCCUGCGUAAAUAAGAAUUUGAUUGAUUUAUGGCCCUAUUUAGCUAUUGGAUCCCCCGCCCCCAGGCCAAGUUAUCAAAACAAAUAGCAAAUCACACCGCUCAAUAGCGCUGAGUAGUACGUACUUCCUAAAAAGCAAUAGUGUUUUCCUAAAAAACAACGCUUAUAUCAAUGUUUAUUCUGUUUGCGGAACGCCGAAGACCCGGGUUCGAUUCCCGACAUGGGUACAAUGUGUGAAACCCAUUUCUGGUGUCCCCC